Molecule: messenger RNA, 3237 nt
Organism: Haemorhous mexicanus (house finch)
Lineage: Eukaryota; Metazoa; Chordata; Aves; Passeriformes; Fringillidae
Gene: RNF207
Product: ring finger protein 207
Exons: 17
Coding region: 801-3020 (739 amino acids)
Biological process (GO): regulation of cardiac muscle contraction; regulation of heart looping
Cellular component (GO): perinuclear region of cytoplasm
Molecular function (GO): zinc ion binding; Hsp70 protein binding; transmembrane transporter binding
Source: RefSeq, a predicted model, not a curated record
GGCCAGGAGCGGGGGCGGAGCCUCCGGAGCGCGGGGAGCGGAAGGCGCGGAGUAGGGGCACGGGAGCAUCACCGGGCACGGGGUGACCCCCGCAGCCCGGAGUGACCCCCGCAGCCCGGAGUGACCCCCGCAGCCCGGGAACCUCACCGGCCACGGAGUGACCUCCGCACUCUGUGGCUCCUCACUUCGCACAGAGUUACCCUGCAUAGUGGGAGCCUCACAGCGCAUGGAGUGAUCCCGCACACUCCGGGGCUCCUCACUGCGCACCGGGUGACCCAGCACCGCGGGGAGCCUCGAGGCUUACUGGGUGACCCCCGCACCGCCUGCGGGCUGUCAGCAGGCCAUGCAGAUGCCCAUGUCCCCGCAGCCUGGGUGGGUAGGCAGUGCCGUGUGCGUCCCCGCCGCAGGGCCCCGAGGCGCGCACGGGGCUAUUUUUGGGCCGUGCCGUGGCAGCCGAUCGGCAGUGCCAGGGGGCCCCACGUCACAGGCUCGGCCGGGCCCUGCCGCCUCGGCACCGCUCUCAUUCCUGCGGGCACACGGUGAGCAGCAGCACAGCUCGGCUCGGAUCCCCCGACUUACAGACAGGGAGAGGUAAAGCCUUCACCUGGCCAGGACAUACCUGUGCCCAGAACGGGGACUCCCGGCAUGUGGGGCACCUGGCUGCCUUCAGUGCCAGGCUGCCAUCGUGGGGCACAGCCCUGGGCAGGGAAUACCCCAUUCUAGGGAAUGCUUCCGCCGGGGGGACACCCUGUCCUGGAGGAACCCCCACCCCUGUCCUGGGGGAUGCUCUGCUGCAGAGGAUGCUCCUUUGGAGGGGACAGCCCAUUCCAGGGGAUGCUCCUGCUUUGGGGGACACACACCAGGGGGACACUUUGCUGUGGGGACCAUCUGACCCAGUGCUGCAGCCCCCAGCCUGUGAUACCAGGGGAAGGGGUGCGCUGGGGGCAGCCUCGUGCCACGCAGCUCAUAACCUAAAAAUAGUCAGCAGCUCACAGGCCCUGGGACAGGAUUUGUCCUUUCUGUGGCAGCCGCAGUGCUCUCCCAAACCCGUGUCACACGGGGUCCCUGGGCAUAGGGCUUGGUUCUCAACCCCACAGAUGGCAGGUGGCAUUUUCUCCCCACUGGGGAGCUGCUCGGAGCUGGAGAAGGCCAACUGCCACCCGCUGGUGUGCCUGCUCUGCCACGAGCCCUACCAGCACCCCUGCCUGCUCGACUGCUACCACAAUUUCUGUGCCAGCUGCCUGCGAGGCCGUGCCAGCGAUGGUCGCCUACGCUGCCCACUCUGCGGGCACCCCUCGGUGGUGAGGGGAGGCACAGGGCUGCCCCCAGUGGACCGGCUGCUGCAGUUCCUGGUGGACAGCUCAGCCGACAGCGAGGAGGACGUGCAGUGUGCCAACUGUGACCGCUGCUGCACCAAGGCGGAGCUGGAUACCAUGUACUUCUGCAACACCUGUGGGCAGCCCCUCUGUGCCCCAUGCCGUGAGGAGACCCACCGUGCCAGGAUGUUCACCCGCCACGAGAUCGUCUCCCUCUCCAAGCGCACCAAAGACAUCCACAAGAAGUGCCCACUGCACGAGGAGCCCUACAUCAUGUUCUCCACCGAGAAGAAGUCAAUGCUCUGCAUCAACUGCUUCAGGGACAUGCAGGGGGAGAGCCGGGCACACUGCAUCGACAUUGAGACAGCGUACAUGCAGGGCUGCCAGCGGCUGGACCAGGCAGUGAUGGCUGUGAAGGAGCUGCAGACCUCCACGCGUGAGGCCAUUGUCCUGCUCAAGGCCAUGAUCGAGGAGGUUCGUAACAGUGCCAGCGAGGAGGAGGCAGCCAUCAACUCCCUCUUCAGCCGCAUGCAGGAGCAGCUCUCUGAGAGGAAAAAGACGCUCCUGAAAGCUGUGCAGAGCCAGCACGAGGAAAAGGAGAAGGCAUUCAAGGAGCAGCUCGCCCACCUUGCCUCCCUGCUGCCCACUCUGCAGGUCCACCUGGUGACCUGCUCGGCCUUCCUGAGCUCUGCCAACAAAGCCGAGUUCCUGGACCUGGGCUAUCAACUGAUGGAGAGGCUGCAGAGGAUCGUUAAGCUGCCACACCGCCUGCGGCCGGCCCAGACCAGCAAGAUCAACAGCGAGUACAGGGCAGAGUUCGCCCGCUGCCUGGAGCCCCUCCUGAUGCUCAGCCCCCGCCGCUCUGUGGUGGGCAGCGCUGGUGGCAUUGGACCUGGCAUCACUGGCACAAACAUGCUCCCCGGUGGCCAAUGCUCCAAGACUCUCAUGGUGCCCAGCUGCCCCCCCACCAGUGACAAAAUGUCCACCGGCCCCAUGGUGAAGAAGCCAACGAUGCACCGGUACAUCAGCACCAAGGUGCUGCUGGCUGAGGGGCGUGAGACCCCCUUUGCUGAGCACUGCCGCAACUAUGAGAACACCUACCGGAUGCUGCAGACAGAGAUCCAGGGCCUGAAGGACCAGGUGCAGGAGCUGCACCGUGACCUCACCAAGCAUCACUCGCUCAUCAAGUCGGAGAUCAUGAGCGAGAUCCUGCAGAAGUCGCUGCAGAUGGACGUGCAGAUUGCAGCUCACUACUCCGCCGUAGAGAUGAUGCGCAGCGUCUUUGAGGAGGAUUGGGAGGAGACCUACCAGCGGGUAGCAAAUGAGCAGGAGAUCUAUGAAGCCCAGCUCCAUGACUUGCUGCAGCUGCGGCAAGAGAACAGCUGCCUGAGCACCAUCACCAAGCAGAUCGCACCCUACGUCCGCUCCAUCGCCAAAGUGAAGGAGCGGCUGGAGCCCAGGCUGCAGGAGCCCCAGGAGCCCAGAGAAGAACAGGCCCAGAUGCUGCUCAAGAUCUGCGACAACAAUGAAGUGGGGCCAAGGGAUGCCUCGCCUGGCAGCAACAAGGAGGCUUCAGCCAGCCCCAAGGAGGGCUUCAUACCCAGGGACAGCCCUGGAGACCCCUCCCCAAAAAACAAAGACUGCUGCAGGGGCCAGCAGAAGAGCGGAGCAGAGACUGCCACCCCGAAAGAGCCAGCACCAUAGAGCCCAGUGCUGGGCACAUGGCUGGGCUGCUGGGCAGAACCAUGCCCUGGUGACUGACCAGCUCCUCUUGCCCAGUGCCACAAGCCAGGGCAGGAAACAGCCCGGGCAGCCAUGUCUGCAGCACAUACAAAGGCCUCAGGUGGACUUGCUUCUGAAAAACUCUCUUUGUGCUCUUCCUUGCGUGUGUCAGAGUGAAAUAAAAGGGUGCAGUUGUCCA